AUGGUGCGUUUUGUUCUUAAAGGGCAGCAAGUGGUGGUGCUUGGGGGAAAGGAGCUUUCUCGGUUUAACUCGGAAACAAGUGCUAGGGUUUACAAUAUUGAUGUGAAGCUCGCUCCACGGAUAAAGGCUAGGUAUGGUAAGAUCAAGACUGCCUACUUCAAGCCCCCAAAGGUGGAUUGUCAACUCAAACUUCCUUUGAGUACUAUUUAUAACAAUGGAACUUCUGUAGGUCCUAAGUUUGUUUCCAAGGAGUGUGGGAGUGUCAAAAUCUUUACAAUCUCCGUGGGGAUUGAGAUUGGUCCUUUUAGUUUUGAAACAGGCUGA
Molecule: messenger RNA, 324 nt
Organism: Prunus armeniaca (apricot)
Lineage: Eukaryota; Viridiplantae; Streptophyta; Magnoliopsida; Rosales; Rosaceae
Source: the annotation of a GenBank genome assembly